Molecule: messenger RNA, 1970 nt
Organism: Doryrhamphus excisus (bluestripe pipefish)
Lineage: Eukaryota; Metazoa; Chordata; Actinopteri; Syngnathiformes; Syngnathidae
Product: RILP-like protein 1
Biological process (GO): cilium assembly
Cellular component (GO): ciliary basal body; cytoplasm
Molecular function (GO): protein dimerization activity; small GTPase binding; dynein light intermediate chain binding
Source: RefSeq, a predicted model, not a curated record
GCUGUUAUUUGAUUAUCACAAGGCAACUUUGGAAACGUGUAAAAUUACAGCUGCGGUUUCAAUAUAUAUAAUUACGAGCUUUGACGAGAGUCCUGAACGCAGCACCUAAAGUUGAACCUGUCAACAAGAAGUAGUUCUCCUGUCAACAAAAAAAGUUCUCAAGUACUUCAUGGCGUCUUAUAGUUCGCCUUUUCUUUAAAAUGUGAGUGAAAAUAUCCGAGAGGAAGACGCAGGUGAAAACCACAGGUGUAAUCGUAGCGCGGACACACAACAUUAAGGUAAUGUCGGCGUUGGAUAGGCCAGCGAAAGAGCUGACGGUGUUGGACGUGUAUGACAUCGCGGCAGUGCUAGCUCAGGAGUUCGAGCGGACCAUCGACAGGUUCGGCUGCGAGUCUCUGGUCGGUGUGGUGCCGAAGGUGGUGCGUGUUCUGGAGCUGCUGGAGAAGCUGGUGAGCCACGGGGCCGCCGGGCAGCAGGCCGACGACGAGCUGCAGAGGGAGUUGCUCCGUCUGCGGCAGGAGCGCAGCGACAGGCACGCUCACGAAAGGAAGCACCACCAGGAGUUGGAGCAGGUGGAGGAUGUGUGGCGGGCAGAGGUGCAGGAGCUUCUCUCGCAGGUCACUCGGCUUCAGGCGGAGAACAAGAAGCUUGUGGUGAGCCUCUCGUUCGGUGAAGCUCCGGUGGCUGAAGAAGACGUGGAGAGGCACGAGGGUACGUCGGAGGAGGAAAGGCAAGUGACGAAGAACCUGAAAGACUUGGUGGACAAACAGCGGGAUGAAAUCCGGGCUAAAGACCACGAGCUGAUCCUGAAAAAUGACGACAUCGAGGCGCUCCAGACGCAGCAGCAUCGCCUGAUCAGGAUCAACCAGGAUCUGCGUCACAGGUUGGGUGUGAUGGAGGCGCAGAGCAAGGCGGUCAUGCAGCAGCGGGCCCAGCUGGAAGCGGCGGCGCAGGCCCGUCAGCAGGAGCUGCUCGCACUGCAGGUGGAGGCGAGGCAUCUGAGGACGGAGCUGCGAGAGUGGGAGCUGGAGAGAGAAGUAGUGAAGAUGGAGAAGAGCUGCUUUUCCUCCACGUGCGCCUCGACCUGGUCUCCAUCGCCACGGUCGGCCAACGUGGCGCCGUCCGACGAUGCGGUGAAGCCGAGUUCGGUGUGGGCGGAGUGUGGAGGAGAUGCUGGCUGCUUGGAAAUUCACCACAGUUCCUCCUCCAUCAUGAGCUCACCCGGGGCAGAAAGAAAUGGCGGCACGAGUGACCGAGAGGACGACGUGUCGGCGCUGCUGCUGGCGGAGGCCGAGGGGGAGACCGGCAGCCUGGAGCAGGAGUCGGACCGAGCUCCUUGCUUCACCCUGCAGGAGCUCCGUGAUGUCCUGUACGAGAGAAAUGAACUCAAGUCUCAAGUGUUCCUCCUGCAGGAAGAACUGGCCUAUUAUAAAAGCGAGGAGUUUGAGGAGGAUGGGCAUGUUGUUGGUGCUUCCUCAUCUUCACCGUCGCCUCCUCCACCAUGCGGCGCCUCCUCUGAUCAGCCCGAAUCGGGAAUUCGACGCCUGAUCUUCACUGCCAUCAUGCCCAUGGUUGCCGCCGGUUUAAUCGCAGACGAUCCCACAUUGUUGCCCAUCCGGCGCCUUGUUUCUUUAGUAUGACCUUCAAGUUAAAUCAUUCUCUUCAAAUGUUUUUUACAAAUGAAUGUUUAAUUGAUAUUUUAAGCAAAUCUGUAUUUAUAUUUAGGUGUUUAUGUCAUGGUGACAUCGUAUGUUAUGAUUAUGUCACCAUUAUGUCAUCUUAUCUGUUGCUAUAGACGCGCUUCAUGAACAGUAAGGGAGCUUUGUAUAAGUAUGCACUUGUUUUGCAUUUUGAGCUCUUGGCUCUUAAAUGAACAACGAAAUGAAGCCAAAUACCAAAACAUGUGCAAGCAGGCGACACAAUCACCUGUGAAAUAUUUGUUUAAUGUCGUAAUAAAGCCUUAUUUUCCA